UCGAACAUGUUCCCAACCCAGAGGGUGCUACUAUGGUUGAGGAUAGCUUUGCCAAGGAAUCUGCAGUGAUUGAAGCUACAGUCUAUAAGGAGCAAUCGAAAGAAUAUGGCAUGGUCGAUGAUAGUGUAGCACACGAAGCAGGGAAUGGUGAACUGAUUGAAGAAAAAGUCCAGCAGGAACCAUUAAAAGAAUCUGCCAUGGUCGAGGAUAGUGCAGCACAUGAGACGGGGACUGGUGAACUGGGAAAGUCUGUUGACGGUAUAGAGCAACCGUCCAAAGAAGCAACUGAAGAAGGAGUUAUGGGAAAGGGAGCCAUGGAUGCAGUUCAGAGUAAGGGUGGCUGUGUUGUCAAAAAAGUGGUUGCUAGAAAGGCAGACGUUGGAAAUGUGAAUGAGGUUGCCAAGACUCCACCCCGUAGGUCAACAAGGGCUGGAGGUGCAGCCCGUGGAAAAGGUUCAGACAACAUUGAUAAACAGCUGGAGGUUAAUGGAACUGAGAUAUUAGAUGGCAAGGCAGCACGUUUGCCUCUGGGAAGAAUUGACGAAAACAUUCCAAUGCAAGCUAGGAACAUUGGUAAAACACCAAUGAAGAGUUUGUUAAGAAAAACAGCAAAAUUCAGAUCACCCUUCCUACAAAGGGAAAUCUCAACAUCAAAGCAACUGACCAUAAAGGAGAAAGAGCUUACUUUCUACACAUUGUAUGCAGUUGAAGAAGAUAGGCAUGAGCUUAUGUUUUCGGCCAUCGAUGUUGACUUAAGGCGUUAUGAUAUGAUAACCCUAAAAAGAGGCAUAGUAGUUGGAACGGCUGUCAUAGAUGCAUGGGCAGUAAUCUUGAAUGGCCAAGAGCAAUAUCGCUCUGAAACAUCGCCUACACGAUUCUUUGCAACAACAAACAUAUAUGUGGAUUGUCUGAAGCCAACUGAUUGGUCCUACGCCGACUAG
This is a messenger RNA of Salvia miltiorrhiza (redroot sage), 941 nucleotides long. RefSeq lists its product as uncharacterized. Bases 33 to 941 code for a protein of 302 amino acids. Lineage: Eukaryota; Viridiplantae; Streptophyta; Magnoliopsida; Lamiales; Lamiaceae. The record is from RefSeq and is a predicted model, not a curated record. The transcript has 10 exons.